Molecule: messenger RNA, 6113 nt
Organism: Fukomys damarensis (Damara mole-rat)
Lineage: Eukaryota; Metazoa; Chordata; Mammalia; Rodentia; Bathyergidae
Gene: Srgap2
Product: SLIT-ROBO Rho GTPase activating protein 2
Exons: 22
Coding region: 160-3372 (1070 amino acids)
Biological process (GO): negative regulation of cell migration; signal transduction
Cellular component (GO): cytoplasm
Molecular function (GO): protein binding
Source: RefSeq, a predicted model, not a curated record
GCCCAGCCCGCAGCCCGCGCUCCCCGGAGCGCUGGAGACCACCGCGGGGGCCCCCUUUGCCCUUGGGAGAAGCGGUCUUGGAGGUAUUGAUUUCGGUGGUCGGAUUUUUCCCCUGGAUCUAUCAAUUCACAAUUCGAAUUUAGAAGAAAAAAGGAAAACAUGACGUCUCCAGCCAAAUUCAAAAAGGAUAAGGAGAUCAUAGCAGAAUAUGAUACUCAGGUCAAAGAGAUCCGGGCUCAGCUCACAGAGCAGAUGAAAUGCCUGGACCAGCAGUGUGAGCUCCGGGUGCAGCUGUUGCAGGACCUGCAGGACUUCUUCCGGAAGAAGGCCGAGAUUGAGAUGGACUACUCUCGCAACCUGGAGAAGCUGGCCGAGCGCUUCCUGGCCAAGACGCGCAGCACUAAGGAUCAGCAAUUCAAGAAAGAUCAGAAUGUUCUCUCUCCAGUCAACUGUUGGAAUCUCCUCUUAAACCAGGUGAAACGGGAGAGCAGGGACCAUACCACCCUGAGCGAUAUCUACCUGAAUAAUAUAAUUCCUCGAUUUGUCCAAGUCAGCGAGGACUCGGGAAGACUCUUUAAAAAGAGUAAAGAAGUCGGCCAGCAGCUCCAAGAUGAUUUGAUGAAGGUCCUGAAUGAGCUCUACUCGGUCAUGAAGACGUAUCACAUGUACAAUGCCGACAGCAUCAGUGCUCAGAGCAAGCUGAAGGAGGCAGAGAAGCAAGAGGAGAAGCAGAUUGGUAAAUCCGUGAAGCAGGAGGACCGGCAGACCCCGCGCUCCCCGGAUUCCACAGCCAAUGUCCGCAUCGAGGAGAAACAUGUCCGGCGGAGCUCAGUGAAGAAGAUUGAGAAGAUGAAGGAGAAGCGCCAAGCAAAGUACACAGAGAAUAAGCUGAAGGCCAUUAAAGCCCGGAAUGAGUACUUGCUGGCUUUGGAGGCGACCAAUGCGUCUGUGUUCAAGUACUACAUCCAUGACCUGUCCGACCUGAUUGAUCAGUGUUGUGACCUGGGUUACCACGCCAGCCUGAACCGGGCCCUGCGCACCUUCCUGUCUGCUGAGUUAAAUCUGGAACAGUCAAAGCAUGAGGGUCUGGAUGCCAUUGAGAAUGCGGUCGAAAACUUGGAUGCCACCAGCGACAAGCAGCGCCUCAUGGAGAUGUACAACAAUGUCUUCUGCCCCCCAAUGAAGUUUGAGUUCCAGCCUCACAUGGGGGACGUGGCUUCCCAGCUCUGUGCCCAGCAGCCUGUCCAGAGUGAGCUGGUACAGAGAUGCCAACAGCUGCAGUCUCGCUUAUCUACCCUGAAGAUUGAGAAUGAAGAGGUAAAGAAGACGAUGGAGGCCACCCUGCAGACCAUCCAGGACAUUGUGACUGUGGAAGAUUUCGAUGUGUCUGACUGCUUCCAGUACAGCAACUCCAUGGAGUCCGUCAAGUCAACCGUCUCGGAAACCUUCAUGAGCAAGCCCAGCAUCGCUAAGAGGAGAGCCAACCAGCAAGAGACAGAGCAGUUUUACUUCACGAAAAUGAAGGAGUACCUAGAAGGCAGGAACCUCAUCACCAAGUUGCAAGCCAAGCACGACCUUUUGCAGAAAACCCUGGGAGAAAGUCAGCGGACAGAUUGCAGUCUGGCCAGGCGUAGCUCAACCGUGAGGAAACAGGACUCCAGCCAGGCAAUUCCUCUGGUGGUGGAAAGCUGCAUCCGGUUUAUUAGCAGACACGGACUACAGCAUGAAGGAAUUUUCCGGGUGUCUGGAUCCCAGGUGGAAGUGAAUGACAUCAAAAAUGCCUUUGAGAGAGGAGAGGACCCGCUGGCUGGGGACCAGAAUGACCACGACAUGGACUCCAUAGCAGGCGUCCUCAAGCUCUACUUCCGGGGUCUGGAACACCCGCUGUUCCCCAAGGACAUCUUCCAUGACCUGAUGUCCUGUGUCGCAGUGGACAAUCUGCAGGAGCGAGCUCUGCACAUCCGGAAAGUCCUCCUGGCCCUACCCAAAGCCACUCUGAUUAUCAUGAGAUACCUCUUUGCCUUCCUCAGUCAUUUAUCACAGUUCAGUGAAGAGAACAUGAUGGACCCCUACAACCUCGCCAUCUGCUUCGGGCCCUCGCUGAUGUCAGUGCCGGAGGGCCAUGACCAGGUGUCCUGCCAAGCCCACGUGAACGAGCUGAUCAAAACCAUCAUCCUCCAGCACGAGAACAUCUUCCCCAACCCCAGGGAGCUGGAGGGCCCCGUCUACAGCAGGGGAGGAAGCAUGGAGGAUUACUGUGACAGCCCUCACGGAGAGACUACCUCGGCUGAAGACUCCACGCAGGAUGUGGCCGCAGAGCACCACACGAGCGAUGAUGAGUGCGAGCCCAUCGAGGCCAUCGCCAAGUUUGACUACGUGGGCCGGACAGCCCGAGAGCUGUCCUUCAAGAAGGGGGCGUCGCUGCUGCUUUACCAGCGGGCUUCGGACGACUGGUGGGAAGGUCGGCACAACGGUGUGGACGGGCUCAUCCCCCAUCAGUACAUCGUGGUCCAAGACACCGAGGACGGUGUCGUGGAGAGGUCCAGCCCCAAGUCUGAGAUUGAGGUCCUUUCUGAGCCACCUGAAGAAAAGGUGACACCCAGAGCAGGGGCCAGCUGUCCCGGUGGGGGUCACGUAGCUGAUAUUUAUCUUGCAAACAUCAACAAGCAGAGGAAGCGUCCAGAACCUGGAAGUAUCCGGAAAACUUUUCGGAGUGACAGCCACGGGCUGAGCAGUUCCCUGAGCGACUCCUCCGCGGGGGUGGGGGCCGGCGGCCGCCCAUCCUCCCAGCCCAUCCUGAGCCAGAGUCUCCCCAAGGAAGGGCCCGACAAGUGCUCCAUCAGCGGCCACGGGAGCCUCAACUCCAUCAGCCGCCACUCCUCCCUGAAGAACCGGCUGGACAGUCCGCAGAUCAGGAAGACUGCCACAGCGGGCAGGUCCAAAAGCUUCAAUAACCACCGGCCCAUGGACCCUGAGGUCAUCGCACAGGAUAUCGAGGCGACAAUGAACUCUGCCCUGAACGAGCUGCGGGAGCUAGAGCGGCAGAGCACUGUCAAGCACACCCCCGACGUCGUCCUGGACACCUUGGAGCCCCUCAAAACCUCACCGGGGUUGGCCCCCACCUCUGAGCCCUCCAGCCCCCUGCACACCCAGCUCCUCAAGGACCCCGAGCCCGCCUUCCAGCGCAGCGCCAGCACCGCAGGGGACAUGGCUUGUGCCUUCCGGCCCGUCAAGUCCGUCAAGAUGGCUGCCCCGGUCAAGCCCCCCGCCACGCGACCCAAGCCCGCUGUCUUCCCCAAGACGAACACCACUAGCCCUGGUGUCAACUCGUCUGCUUCCCCACAGUCCACUGACAAGUCUUGUACUGUCUGAGGGGUAUAAUUUAAUUGUUCUAGACAAGGGGACUAUAGGGACUGACUGUUAUUAAAAUCUUCCUAUUUAACUAGCUUGGGGACUUCAGUUGAAAACUAGAUUCUAAGUUGUUCUUGCAGAAUUAGCCUCCCCAUCACCCAACCUUGAGAAUGAGCCCUUGUUGCCGCCUCUCCCUUCCCUUCCACUGCCCUCUGUUCCCCUGGUCAUUGUAAUCCAGCCGGCUGCAGUCGGACCAUUCUGAGGUCAGCCGGAGACAGUUGUCAGUGAUCAGGUCACAGUGAAACCUGGAGAGCCAAGUCGUGAGGACACGGGCCCAGCACGGGGUGCCUCGGCCACGUGGUCAGCGCCUCCCUCCAUCCAGCUCUCAGUGACGUCUGGCUUUGGCUAGAUCUGAUGAUAGAGAAUUGUGUAGUCCAUUCUUUGUUUUACACACACACACACACACACACACACACACACACACACACACACACACUUUCCUAGUCUCUGGCAUGUGUAGCAUCCUGGUUAUAAACCAGCCUCUUUGUAAAUUAUUGUGGCAGUUCACACAGGAGGCCACCCAGGACUCUUUCCAUUACAAAUUUUGCUCUCUUGGGCUGGAGAAGCUGCCUGCCUCUGGCAUUGCUCUCAUUCUGGAAUGCAGCAGGAUGGGCCGAUCCUGUGGUCUGCGCGGGCUGGGACUUACCCGCUGUCUUCCUCCUAUUGCUGUGAGUUGGUCAUUGCGUUCGCUUUUCUCUCCUCUGUCCCAUAGAAGUACAGCCCAGUCUUACUAAGGAGCUUUUCAAGUUUUUCUGGAUGUAUAGACGUUUCUCUCGUUCCUAUCUUUGUCUCUGAUGGAGCAUUUUCCAUUCAGGACAUUUUCCUAUAGAAGACAGUUUUAUAGCUGAUUCCUUUUAGAGUAAAGAGUCUUAUUAAAGUUUUACUGUGUUUGUGGCAGGUAUGAUAAAGGUAAGAAAUGGGUCUUUCCUCCUCCCGUUUUUGGGGCUCUUAAAACAAAAUUCAUUAUCCUAUUAAAAAGUUAAAUUCCAUUUUGCUGAUAAAAAAUUUGUUCCCUAAUGAAAAGUUAUUUUAAGUUCACCCCUGGGUUUGGUUACUUUGUAAGGUCUCUCUGGGGACCAACAGGGACUCAGCCCCAGUUGAAGAGACUCUGCCCCUUGAGGUGGGUUUGCGUUCAUCAAGACGAGGACAGCUGAAGGAGCCUAACCCCAAGGGGUCCAGCGUCAUUGUAAGACCCGAAUCUAGAGGACGAGAUGCUGUGUACUUUGGCCUUUGUCCUGGCUUCCGUCCAAAAUGCAGAAACGAUGCCCCAUACAGCUCCCGAACUGGUUGUGCCCACGUCCUCGCCCCGGGCUGCCACAGGGCCCCAGGUCAGAGGCACCCCCAUCUCAGGCUCGUGGGCCCACACAGCUGCUUGAGUGAGAACUGAAACUCGCCCUCUUUGCGUUUUCUGGCUUGACAGCUGUGCUUUUGGCCUUUGGCUUCUGUAGUCCAGGAGAAACUGGGUGGCCGUUCUGGUAGGGAAAUCCGAGUGCUCUUUGACCUAGAAGGGAUUCUAUUGGGACCCACGUGUGAAGUUGGCAGUGGGACCCCUGGAAAGCUUGGAGUGUUCCUCAUUCUGUGGGAGUAGAGGAGGGGCCUAGGGAGUCCCAGAUGGGAAGGGUGACCGCCACAUCCGGAAAACCACUCCAGGAGCAGGAUAACCCAGGAUCCCUUCAGCAAAGCGAGUCACCCUGGAGAAGUCACCUGUGUUCAUAGGACUCCUGGUCUUUGUUCCUCUGUUCAGUGGCUUGUCCAGGUCCUGAGCCAAGAGGGAGCUUUCAGAUGCAAGGAUCUGCUCCCUAGUUAAAAAUGUAACCUACUCUACAUUCCUUUCGCCCCAGCUGAUUAAAACUGGUUCCCCUACCUGCUCUUCCCCCCUCUCUAGUACACUAAGAAAGUGAAAGCAAAACUUUCUUGAUGCAUUGGGCCUGCCCUGUUGCUCUUGCCUUAGUUUCAACCCUGCACCUGACUCACGUUUGCCAUCUCCUUGGUCUCUGUCUCUCUGCUGGUGGUGUCAUAACCCACGCAGUGUGUGAGCUCUGGGAGCCAGGCUGUCCUCUCUGGUGCUCCUGACCCUGCGAGGUGGCCCUGUCCAGAGGAGAGGCCACUGCAGUCAGCUGGAACUGAGGUCACACACUGCGAUGAUAGAGCAGGAAGGAGUUGGUCCCCAGGGCGUGGGAGACCAGUCUUCAGACACACUUGCCAAAACCAGCGUGAUGCUUCCGGAGCCAUGCUCUGCCUGCCCACACGGAUCCUCUUCCCGACGGGCUCUGAAGGCUCAGGGUCUGGGAGGAGAGGUGGACGGGGCUCGCAGCAUCUCACUUUGGAAAACGAAUUUGCAGCCAGCAGCCUGGAAACUGGAAACCCUGGUCUCAGCCAGCCUCCUCAGGGCACCCUGGUUUCUCCCCAAGACAGGAGCACUGGCACCAGCAUCAGAAGGAACAGACCGAGGGCAGGGCUGGUGUCCAUGGACUUGACCUUCAGAAGGGAAGAUAGACCUUCCAGGGAAAUGCAAUGUUGUGGUGUCUGACUUCUAUGUCAAGUUCGUGUAAAAUGGUAUAUUCUUUAAAUAGUGUUGAUAACUGGAAUAUUGUAUGUAUGCUUGGAGAUGCUUUUUGUGAACCUAAGACUGUCACUCAACAGAUGUUGGAUUGGGGAAAAUCCAAAGCACAACUUCAAAAUAAAAUACAUUUUUAGGUUUC